AUGCACAAGGCCGCUUACCUCACUGUUUCCCUCAAUGAGCUCCUUCAGAAUCUCGGAAUUCCUCUCCCAUUCGCACUCGAGUCCCCUGCCGACCUCACCCCAGGUCUUCUCCUCGGCAUCCUCGAGUCCGUCCUCCACACGCGUCUGCCUAUUUCCGCUGAGAUACGCUCCUCGCGGGAGGUCGCAAGCCAGGUCGAAGCCAUGAAGAUCUUCCUCGGCGUUCUGGAGACCGACGUCAUGAACGGCGAGUGUGUUGGGCUGAGCGACGUCGACCCGCGUCGGCUGGCCGCGGGCGAGGACGACGAGGUGGAGUUUGUCGGUGAGCUCCUCUGCUGGCUCGGGCGACAGAAGGGUCUCCUCGCCGGCCCAUCGUACGGUGCGGACCCGCCGCCUGUCAUGCCCCUCCGGCUGCACACGCACUCUUCCUCCCCGUCGGUGCAGUCCACUGUCACAAGCGCUGCACACUCCAACCUCUCCAUGGUACCCUCUGGCCUCGCGGAAUCAGACACGACCAUGAUGUCAACACCCUCGGAGCAGCUAGCAGCUCUGGCUCCCACUGAGCUCCCGGACCUGUCCUCCCUCCCCCCAGUCGCGCUUACAAGCAGUACGCGGACGGUGCGGUCGCAAGCGAGGUGCAUACACGAAGUAGAAGACCCCUUCUUUGCGCUCGGAAUGAGCCAGGACGUGUCCACGCUCAGUUCGGUCUGCCACUGCGACGACGCGGAGGACGAAGGCGACGACCUUCCCCCAACGCCCAAGACGCCGUUGCCGUUUCGCUACGCAGGGCUUAUCCACAACGCGGACGAAGGCACGGAGCUCCGGUCAUACUAUCAACGGGGGACUCCCAGCAGCAACUCCUCUACUUCUCGACGCGGACAACGGAGGAUCGUCACCCCGCACAACGCGCCGACAGAAUACACCCUCGCGCUGCUGAACGAACGGGCAAGACUGCUGUCAGAGCUAGCCAAGGUGAAGGGAUCUCCGUCAAGCUCUUAA
Epithele typhae is the source of this 996-nucleotide messenger RNA. RefSeq lists its product as uncharacterized. Bases 1 to 996 code for a protein of 331 amino acids. The record is from RefSeq and is a predicted model, not a curated record. The transcript has 2 exons. Lineage: Eukaryota; Fungi; Basidiomycota; Agaricomycetes; Polyporales; Epitheliaceae.